This is a messenger RNA of Chiloscyllium plagiosum (whitespotted bambooshark), 844 nucleotides long. RefSeq names its product hepcidin antimicrobial peptide (gene hamp). Gene Ontology annotation, cellular component: extracellular region. The record is from RefSeq and is a predicted model, not a curated record. Gene Ontology annotation, biological process: intracellular iron ion homeostasis; defense response to bacterium. Lineage: Eukaryota; Metazoa; Chordata; Chondrichthyes; Orectolobiformes; Hemiscylliidae.
ACACAAACCAAAUCCACAUCACAGAACAGCUCGAAGAUCAGACAGGCUAAGUUGAGAUGGACAGUACCCAGAUGAAAACCCGACUGGUCCUGGUCGCUUUGAUGUUACUGGUCUUCGUCGAGAUGAGACAGUGUCUGCCCAUGUCCAAGACUGAGAAUGGACAAGGCUCCCUGACGACUGAGAGAUCCCAAAACCCAUGGAACGUGGCAUCCGUGCUGCGGCGGCAGAAGAGAAUGAGUCACCUCUCGGUCUGCGUGUACUGCUGUGAUUGCUGUCACAAGAAAACGUGUGGAAUCUGCUGCAAAUUUUAAACCUUCGCCGAUCGGUCACAGAAUGUUAUCCCACCAAAGGCCUUAUUGUCCUUAUUUAUUGCUUGGUGUCUAUUUAACACAGCUUCCUCUCGCCAUUUCCAUUUUACACUGCAGAGAAAGGCCAUUCGGCCCCUCGACUCUAUGCUAGCUUCACACUGGCCUCCUCCUAUCAUCAUUGCUCCUCACCUUCCGACCCAUCACCAUCUCCUAUUGUUCUUUUCUCCCUGGCUUCCCCCGCUUCAAUCCAUCAACACGAUUCCCUCCUGCCAUUCCCUGUGUGAGCAAUCCCUGCAUUCCUCUCUCACCACUUCCAGUGGGAGUGAGUCCCACAUUCCUGCACCCCCCCUCCCUCCCCACUACCUGGCAGAUGAUGUUUCCCCUGAAUGCCACAAUGGAUUUAUCAUGGAUUGACUUAUCUUGAAUUUUAAUUUUAACAAUUUUUUUUGUACCAAUAUUCUGUUCUUUGAAUGUAACCUGAAUUUAUGCUGCAUGUGUGUUUCUGUAUGAGUGAGUCAAUAAAUGAAGUUUGUGCA